CCGCAGUGACCUCUGUCCCUUUAAAUCGUUUAAGUCAUUUGCCGACGAAUAUUGUAUCGCAUUGAUGCGAAUUCUGCUGUCUCGGAUCACCGCAGCACUCGUUUUCUAAAAAUUAAAAAGAAGAAUGGCAUUAUUAACAGCUCUCUUCGCGUUUCUGUAUCAUUUGCCGCAGGUUUACAAAUGGCUACUAAAGCCAUACUACAUCGCCUCGUUAUUUAUGUCUAUCGCGUUCCUGCUUGUCCGCAAAACGCCUGGGAUCUGCGAACAUCUUUCGACGCAGCGCGAGGAUGGAAAUUCAUGCGAUUUUGACUGGAGAGAGGUGGAGAUACUGAUGUUUUUAAGUGCUAUAGUCAUGAUGAAGAACAGAAGAGCAAUUACUAUCGAGCAGCACUUGGGCAACAUCAUCCUCUUUUGUAAAGUGGCCAAUGUGAUUCUGUUCUUCAGACUGGACAUACGUUUGGGGCUUCUCUACUUGACAUUGUGUAUUGUUUCCCUGAUGACCUGCAAACCUCCGAUCUACAUGGGCCCUGAAUACAUCAAGUACUUCAGUGAUAAAACCAUUGAUGAUGAGUUGGAGAAGGAUAACAGAGUGACCUGGAUCGUGGAGUUUUUUGCUAACUGGUCACCAGAGUGUCAGUCUUUCGCCUCUGUCUAUGCUGAUCUGUCCUUGAAGUACAACUGUGCUGGGCUGAAGUUUGGCAAAGUGGACAUUGGUCGUUACAGUGAAGUAGCCAAAAAAUACAGGGUCAGCACCUCUCCUCUCUCAAAGCAGCUGCCCUCUCUAGUGCUCUUCCAGGGAGGAAAGGAAAUUAUGAGGCGCCCUCAGGUGGACAAAAAGGGACGGGCAGUAUCUUGGACCUUCACAGAGGAAAACAUCAUCCGAGAGUUUAACCUCAACGAGCUGUAUCAGAAGUCAAAGAAGCUUGGUAAGACCAAAGGAGAGAAGUUCGAGAGGCCCAGCGAAUCUGUGUUUGCCCCUGUGCCUGAAGAGGAAGAGCCGGAGGCCGAGACCAUCACCGCGAUGGACACAGAGAGCAAGAAGGACAAAUAGAAAGUGCAUGCUGCUGAAGAGCACUGUGAAUCACUAUGGGACUGGAGCAGAAUGUGCUAAUGUUCAGUAUGCAGAGAGAAAGAGUUUGUAUGAAGUUAUAAACGGAAUGAUUGUGUCGUUUCUUUUUUGUAUAACGUAUUAAUUAAGUGCAAAAUCAGUCGAAUAAUGUAGUAAAUCCUUAUUAAUAUGUAUUUAAAUGUCAUAAUCAUCGAUAUACUGGACACAGACAUCCAAACAACUGUUAUUUGGGACAUUGUCAUAUUCAAUUUCUGUCAGCUGUUUUAAUUUAAUCAAGUUAAACAUUGGACAUCUACCUCUAAUAUGGGUGAUAAUUGUGAAGUGAUCAUUAGUAGGGGGUUAUUUUUUUGCAUAUGCAUCACAUUGGGGAACAAACUUUAUAUCAGUUGUUUUUCUAUUGUAUUGUUAAUCCUCCCAUUCUAUUGUCACUCCUAAUAUUUUAUUUUCUAGAGUUUUUUUACUACUUUUCUGAGAUGCAGCUUGGUUGUGUGAUGGUACAGACUACUAGACUGAAUUCAGUGGUCCAAAAAGAGAGGGUCUUUUAUGCCAACAGUUCAUAUUUUGAACAUUUACUAAAUCUGUAAGAGCAAGAUCUCAAGAUAAUAUUCUGUAAAAUUCAGUUGUUACGCAGUUACACAUUUCAUUUCACAGAAAAUAUACUGCUGUAAAAGUCUUAAAUGUUUUGUAUAUUGAGCUUAUUAUUUUAAUUUUAUUUGUGCUGAAUGAUUAGUGUUUAACAUUUUUAUUUUAAACUGACAGGCACAGAAGAAAGCUGCAGGCAGUCUUCACGUUUUGACCUUUUCCAGUCAUUACUUUCACUGUUGGAAGCUUUUAUUGUCAGUUUGGUUUUGUGGAAUCUUGUCGUCAAUUUCUCCACAAAAAAAGCAAUAUUGUUUGUUCCCUAUCGAGUAAACCAGUCUUGAUUUUUCACUAAUAUUUAAUGAAUUGAUGUCUGAAAGAUGACUAAGUGCUUUGAGUGGUUGUGAAUGGAAGGUUUUUUUUUUCCAUUCCAAUAAAACACUUUGUUCUUCACAUCCUGGUUUUGUUCA
Molecule: messenger RNA, 2118 nt
Organism: Sinocyclocheilus rhinocerous
Lineage: Eukaryota; Metazoa; Chordata; Actinopteri; Cypriniformes; Cyprinidae
Gene: tmx2b
Product: thioredoxin-related transmembrane protein 2b
Exons: 8
Coding region: 125-1051 (308 amino acids)
Biological process (GO): brain development
Cellular component (GO): membrane-bounded organelle
Molecular function (GO): disulfide oxidoreductase activity
Source: RefSeq, a predicted model, not a curated record